Messenger RNA from Hermetia illucens (black soldier fly), 923 nucleotides. Its product is annotated as probable U3 small nucleolar RNA-associated protein 11. The transcript has 2 exons. Bases 85 to 846 code for a protein of 253 amino acids. The record is from RefSeq and is a predicted model, not a curated record. Gene Ontology annotation, biological process: rRNA processing. Lineage: Eukaryota; Metazoa; Arthropoda; Insecta; Diptera; Stratiomyidae. Gene Ontology annotation, cellular component: nucleolus; small-subunit processome.
GUUUGACAGUAGAGUAAACAUCGUGGUUUUCGGAAGUUGACGUCCUACAUCUCUCAAAAGUAAAUUCCAGUAAAUAUAAGCAAAAUGUCGUCCUGGAAGAAAGCCUCCAAAACAAACCAACGCACCCACCGUGAACGUCAUCAGCCCGAAUCACGCCAGCACUUAGGACUCCUCGAAAAGAAGAAAGAUUACAAAGUUCGCUCGAAAAAUGCCCAAAACAAGGAGAAAACGCUCAAAAUAUUGCGGAAGAAAGCGCUCGACCGCAAUCCAGAUGAAUUCUACCAUCACAUGAUUCGAUCCAAAGUGCAGGACGACGAGCACCGUGAAAAUGAGCAACCAGACGAGCACACCGGGGAGCAGAUCGCCCUCAUGCAAACGCAGGACAUCAAGUACAUAAGAAUGAAGCGAACAAUCGAAACCAGGAAAAUAGACCGUCUGCAGUCCCAGCUCCACAUGAUCGACGUCGCCAACGAAGUACCCAACAAACAUAUUUUCUUUGUAGACGACGAGGAAGAGGCGAAGCAUUUCGAUUUGGCCAAGCGACUGGACACCCACCCGAGCCUGGUGGCUCGUAAGUCGAACAGGCCUCGAAUGCAGGAUUUGGACAAACUGAAUAUUCCGGACAUAAGUGAAGAGAACCUGCGGGAACUGGAGAAGAAACGCGAAGCAGCUUACAAGGAACUGCAGACCCGGAUCGAUCGGGAGAAGGAAUUGAGCGUAAUCGAACAGAAAAUGGAAUUGAAACGUUUAUUGCGUCAAAAACGGGAACUGAAACCGAAGAAAAUCAAACCAGGAACCAAGACUUCAGCUCCUGUUUAUAAGUUUGCGUAUGAGCGGAAGCGAUGAGUGCUCGGUUUCCAAGCGUUUUGUAUGUUUUGUUUAGAGAAUAAGACCCAACGAGGAAUAAAAUUUAGUUGACUAAA